Molecule: messenger RNA, 6341 nt
Organism: Girardinichthys multiradiatus
Lineage: Eukaryota; Metazoa; Chordata; Actinopteri; Cyprinodontiformes; Goodeidae
Product: structural maintenance of chromosomes flexible hinge domain-containing protein 1-like
Exons: 48
Coding region: 1-5976 (1991 amino acids)
Biological process (GO): double-strand break repair; chromosome organization
Cellular component (GO): chromosome
Molecular function (GO): ATP binding; protein binding
Source: RefSeq, a predicted model, not a curated record
AUGCGGGCUUACUUGCCGCAGCUCUCACGUAGACUGGCUGGAAAAUCACAUCCUCACCAGCCAAACCACAGGAAGGUGCUCCACGCCGGCGUUUCUUGCGGCGGGAGGAGGGCGAUGGCUUCACUGCCGGACCAGACCAACUGCGGCACAGACAGCCCUGCAGACCAGCGCAGUUACUUCUCCGCCUCCCGAGACAGGAAGGAAUUUGCUGUCCCUUCACUUGAGACUUUUGUGUUGACCACAACUGACAGAAUAGUGGUCGACACUGAUAAAUUUGGAAAGCUGAAGGAUAAAAGCACCGUCUACCUGCUGCAAAACAAGGACCAAUUCCUGCCAGCUUCAAUCAAGGAAGAGAUUGACUUUGUUCCUCACUACAACACACUGAUUAAGAGUGGAACAAAUGAAUACUUCACCGAGGGCCAGAAAUCACUGCCCUGCUCUCUUGCCGAGCUGGUGGACAACGCUCUUUCAGCAACAGCGAACAACACUGGAGUCAGGAUGAUAGAGAUAAAGCUGUUGUUUGACAAAACAUUUGGGAAACCUUCUAUCGCCGUCUCGGAUAACGGGUGCGGGAUGACCUCAAAGCAGCUCAAUAACUGGGCCGUGUACAGACUCUCCAAGUUCACGAGGGAAAACAGUACAUUUGAAAGUGAAAGAGAAGGAUAUGUUCAACCUGAACAUGUACCCCGGAGUCUCAACAGUGACAUAUCCUAUUUUGGAGUUGGAGGAAAACGAGCAGUUUUCCACAUGGGGAAUUCAGUCAGAAUGAUCAGCAAACCAAUGGGGUCUCCAGAUGUUCAUGAGCUAGUUCUAUCAAAUGAAGAAUUCCAGAAAAAGGAGCAGAACAAAGAGGAUGUUUACAGAGGGACCAUUCUAAACAGGAUGCCUGGUGACUUUUCACACAUAACAGAUGACGAGCACUUCCUUCGUAGCAUCAUCGCUGAGGAAACUGGGGAAAACGGCUUCUCUGUGGUUGUCAUCACAGGAAUCUCUAAUGAGCAUAUCAAGUACCUGAAAGAGGACUUUGACGAGUGGACCAGAGAGCUAGCUCACAUUUAUCAUUAUUACAUUCAUGGGGUCAAUGGAAACUGCAAAAAGAGCGUCUUUCAAAGAUCAGACGACCUCCCAAGAAUUGACAUUCUUGUAACUUUAUGUGCUUCCAAAAGCCCACUUCAGAUGAAUCUCAGAGAUGUGAAGGACGACAUGCAGACUCUAUUCAUUAAUGCAGCCAAAGACACAUUUGAGUUCAGGGCCGAAACUUCAGAGAAGGGCAUUGUGGAGGGCGUCCUUCGAUAUCAUCCGUUCCUCUAUGACAGGGAGACCUACCCUAAAGAUCCUUAUGUCAAGCCAGCGACUGUUGACAAUGAUGAUAAUGAUGAAAGGGAGGCUGGAGCCAUAGGUCAGGCAAGAGGGAGGAGGGACAUCUUUGAAUGUUUCUGGAAUGGACGGCUCAUCCCUUACACCACCAUUUCUGAGUUUGACUGGUGCCAAAAGAAAGGAUCAAAAGUACCCCCAGAGUGUUACAACCGCUUUUCUGGAGUGCUUUUCACUGAUGGCAAAUUUCUGGUCAAUGCAAACAAGCUGAAAUUCAUGAAACUGGAGAAGCAACUGAAGAGACAGGACACACAUUUUACCCUUGUUGAUCGUACACAGAAAAUGCCAAAAAGAUGUAACAUUCAAAAAGAAUUUACUCAAUGGCUUCAAAACUGUCAUGAGAAGUUUGAUAAAGAGGUGAAGUUUAUUGGGUACAGAGAUACAGUGACACGACCAGAAGUGGAACAUAAGAAAAAGCAACAUCCCUGGGCAGUGUUUUCCUCCAUCGAACUAGAUGGCAAAAGAUACGAUACAGGUCAAAUUGUGAAGUGUCAAAAGACACCACAAAUUCUUUAUGGAACCGUGGAGGAUUUUCUUCUGUAUGGAAAUUAUGAAGGAGAUGUGUUUGCCACAGGCGGAGAAGUGAAAAUCAAACGUGAGCCUAAAGAACUUUAUGAUGAGAAUCCCAAGGUCAUACCCAUUACUAAGAUUGACAGGACUGCCACAGAUGACAGCAUCAAAAAGCACAUCGAGAAUGAAAGAAAGAAGCUGCCAGAACACCUAAAUGUUGACUGGCCAGAGGGCAAUCCUUUGCCUGAAAAUGCUGUUUUGCUUGCUGGGACUCCUUUAGGUCCUCUUCAAGUUGAAAUUCUAAACAGUGACAAAGUCUCCAUUUCAUCAAGGAUAAGUACAGGGGGCCAGAGGCUAGGGAUACAGCUGAGUGUUUUACUCAAAGUGGUGCACAAUGUUGGUACAGAAGACAAAGAGGUUUUUCGUAUCACUGCCCCCUAUGUAGCUAAAAAGGGCUACGGGUUCACAAAAAUUGAAAACCUGAAAAGCUUGGGGAAGUACACAUUGACUCUAAAUACUGUGUUAAAUGAAAACGAUGCCACAUUCUAUGGCGGAAGAGAGCUUCCAAGCUACAAGCACGAGUUUACAAUCAAAGAGGGAAAUGCAGAGAGCUUUACCUUUGGUGAGUUGCGUACCUCUCAGCGUGUGGGUGUGCCAUUUAAUAUUCCUCUGCAGAUGGAAGACUGUUAUGGCCACCACACAAAACCUCCUCCUGAAAUCCAAUGUGUUAUUCGAUGCAGUCAUCUGGAACUGAAUUAUGAAACAACCGCUUGCAGUGGGAACUUGUUAACCAUCAAAGGUGUUAAACUCAAGGGGAAACUCCCAAAUUAUCCCCAAUCCAAGAAUUAUGACCUGAAAGUGACGCUGCCUGGGCUUAAAAAAGAUACACAGACUGUCAAGAUCACUGUUAAUUCUGGUAAUCCAUACUCACUUUUUGUGAAAUCAAAAACACCCCCCGUGGAAGUGGAGAAUGGAAACCCAGUCAGUUUUAAGAUUGAAGUCCAUGAUGAAGCCGGAAACAUCACCGCCAACCCCAAACAGAAAGUCCGCUGCCAGAUUUCUGGGCUGCCAUCAAUGAUGAAAGACUGCAGCACAGGAAAAGUCAAUCUUGAGACAAAGCCCAUAAAUCUGAAAAUUGUCAAUGGAGAGUCGCAACAGCUGAAAGCUACAUUUGACAUGCCAAGUCAGAAGCAGGUUCCACAAGUCACUACAGAGCUGAUAGUCAUCCCCAGCAAUCGGAUCUCUCGGAUGGAGCUCUUCUGUAAGGCAGAGGAAAACCUGGUGUUUAGAAACAAUGAAAAAAUAGAUUGGCAAGCUGGAGGGGUGCUGGAGAACCUGUUUUACAAGCUGUAUAACGAGGCUGGAAGAGAGGUCCAAAUUACUGGUGAAAUUGCCUCUAAUAUUGAGGUUACGUGGAGAAGAGACAUUGAUCAGAGAGGUUUGGUAACAGGCAGGCUACCAGAUCUACAGGUUCCGACUCAUGUGCACGAAGAGCACUUCUACCAGGUCUCCUACCAGGACAAGAAUGUGUCUUGCUGCUUCAUAGUUGUACCUUGCCCAGGUGAACCAGUACGGCUAAAAGCAACUCUAGCUCAAAGCACAGUGAAGCUUGGUGAAAUCUUACCUGGACACAUCAAGUUGGUAUUUGUGGACAGAUAUGAUAAUGUAACCAAGAAGCUGACCGCCACCUGUGUGAAAUCCUUUUCUGUGGAAGCUGAGGGUCUUGACAAACCAAACAUCAACUUCACAUGGAUGGAGAGCACCAGUUCUUAUGCGGUGACGGGCGUCCGUUUCCACUCGGGGUCUCUUGGGUCCAGAGUGAUUUGCUUCAGCUACAGAGACUUUGCAGAAAAUGUUGUCCUUAAAGUGACACCAGGAGUGCCUUCCCAGCUUAAACUGGUCAGCGGCCCAGAGCAGCCCUUACAAGUUUUGAAUGGUCACGGUAUUCCAACACCAUUCCUGGUCCAGCUGUGUGAUGAGUGGGGAAAUCCUUCUCCAGACCAGAACAUGACUGUUGAGAUAAGAUCUUCACCCUUGACACUAAAGGUUACUGACGACAGUCCACUGCCUGUGGAUGCAGAAGGGAAAGCCUGUGUCGUGGUUAAUAAUGUAGAAGGAUCAAAGGGGUACUACGUGCUGGAGUUUAAAGGUUCUUUAAAUGGCAAAUCCAUCCCUGGUCCAUCAGUGAACCUCACUCUCCUCCCUGAUCCAAACAAACCUAUAAGACUCUCAGUGUACUAUGAUACGAGUGCCAGGCUUCCUGCUGGGGGAAAAUUUCCAGUUUUCUCUGUGACAGUGCUUUCUGAAGACGAGAGUCCGAUAACAACUUUAAACCCUGCAGACCUGUCCAUGGUGCUGUGUGAGAGAGUGUCAUCAACCCUUCCUGAAACAGUCGCUGGGCUAAAAUGCUGUAAACCUAUUAAAGAUGAGAGGAAGGACUGUUAUCAAUUUAGAGAAGAAGCAAUCCCAGCACGUGUCGGGGAGUACACUAUAGAGUUUUCUUUACAAACUGACAAAACAGAAGACCAGCUCAGGAAUCAGAUCAGUGUAAAUGUUGUGGCCAAUGAACCCAUCAAACUGGAACCCGACUAUCAGCCACAAACUCCAAUUGUUUUCUACUGUACCGACAUCGCCAAUCGAAUUUUGGUAGAAAACAUGACUUUGAAGAUAACGGAUCAAUUUGGUAAUCCAGCAGGGCAGGACCUGAACGGUAAGGUGUUCAUCUCAAUAAAGAGUCCCAAAGUUGAAAGAAACAGAAGUGUCCCUCUGUUUGAAGGAAAAACCAGUACCAAAGAAAUUAGCUUAAAAGAAGGAAAUGUCCACAUCGAUAGUUUAGUGAUCAUGGAGAACAGUCCUGGUGAGAAUGGAAGCAGAUAUAUUCUCCUCUUCCGGCCUGAAGUGACGUUGCCUCCCACAUCUCUGAGUACUUUUGAGCUGCCCUUCCAUUUUUACAAUGAUGCUGAGAACCAGCAAAAAACAUUUGAACUGAUGAAGAAGAAGGAUGAGCUGAAUGAUGCUUUUAAAAGAUGCAAUAAAAUAAUUGAUUCAAUAUCCAAACAAAGGGAUUUGCUGGAAAAUGAAGUCAAAGACACAACUGAAAAAGAGCUUUCACUCAGAAAUGAGCUGAACAGAAGAGGCGUAAAAAUAGAACAUCCAAUAUCAAUCACACAUAUUCAGGAAUGUCAAAAAAAGAAGACAUCUGAGGUGGAAAGAAUAGAGAAAAUUCGCAGAGUCUGUUCCAUUUCUAACAGUUUCAGCGGGCCGGAUGUUCUUGGAAUGGUUGGCCAGCUGGCACUUGUUGCUGAUGAUGAUGCUGCAUGGGUCAUCUCCUGGCACCUGCAGGGAGACAUGGACUGCCUCGUCACCACAACAACAGCAGCAGCUCAGAAAAUCUACAACGAUACAGGGGACAAUCAGCAGGUCAUGCCCCUCGAUGGUAUUCUCGUGCAAAGGGGAAACCGACCCCUGCCACACAUAAGAAACAGCCAAGAACUUUUUAAUCCUCCUGGGAACCCAAUCUUUGCCAAGGACCUGCUGAUUUAUCCCCACAAACAACAGAGUUGUGACUACGAUAAACUGGGAAAAGUGUUUAAAAACCUCCUUGGUGACACGAUUCUGAUGGAUGACUUGAACUCGGCAACCUACUACAGAAAGGCGGUUGUGGAGAGGGACAUACAGUGUCCCACCAUCCUGACCCGGAAGGGGGAAAUGGUCAGUGCCAAGGGCAAAUUUGGAGGUGCACAGAACAGAGCGCCAUCUGUUGACAAGUUAAAAGUGUUUGGAGCUCCUCUACCGCAACACUACAACAUACUGAAGGAAGAAAUAGAUUUGGUUUGUCGGUACCGUACAGCAGUGGAAGAAAAAGAAAAAGUAGAAAAGGACUUUAAGGACCGCCGAGUGAAAUGGUUCGAUGAACUGCUCCAAAACAAUUUAAAGAAGGAUGAGAUUACAAAGAAGCUACAAGAGAUUGAGAGAGAACUGGCAUCAGCAUCAGUGAGACCAGGGAAAAGAGCUUCUGGAAACUCUGAGGAGUCACCUGGCAUUGCUAUAAAACGUGCAAGGAAAUCCAUGGAAAAUCCAGAAAUGUUUUAGCUUAACUCUUUUUAUUUGUUUUAAUUUGUUUUAUUUCUAUAAUGAACUAGUUUUUUUUAGUGUUAUGAUUGUAAAAACAAAUCUGCAGUAAAUCAGCCUAAAGAGGCUCCUUCCUGCUCUAUUUUUUCGGACUUGUUUAGGUUUUCUGUAUGAUUCCUAACAACAGUCAUUCAUACAUUUUCUUUGCCAUAUAUUGGAAGUUCCGUCUGCAAGGUGUUCUUUUUUUCAAUCUCUGAAAUACGACGUUUAUUUUUGUCAUUGAUACUUUGUGUAUUGAGUUUGCCUUUCUUAUGCUUAAUUUGAUUGUGUUUAAAAUUCUUAAAUACAUUCUUUUUUAUUAUUCAUUAAAUCAGACACGCCACGUU